This is a messenger RNA of Liolophura sinensis, 1390 nucleotides long. RefSeq names its product thiosulfate sulfurtransferase-like. Gene Ontology annotation, cellular component: mitochondrion. Lineage: Eukaryota; Metazoa; Mollusca; Polyplacophora; Chitonida; Chitonidae. The record is from RefSeq and is a predicted model, not a curated record. The transcript has 7 exons. Gene Ontology annotation, molecular function: thiosulfate-cyanide sulfurtransferase activity. Bases 114 to 947 code for a protein of 277 amino acids.
UAUGUCUAACGCUACAAACUUUUCUAAAUGGUGUGCUAAGCAGUUGUAAUAGUAACGGAUCGGGAAGUUCUCGGAGGUCAGACACUACACUUUGCACCUGGAAGACCAGCAAUAUGUCUGUUAGCGAGCUUGUAUCGUGUGAGUGGCUGGCUGAGCGGUUGGAAAGGGGAGACCACUCUGAUAUCCUUGUCGUCGACGUGUCCUGGUUCAGUAACAAAGAUGGCAGAGGAGAAUAUCUGAGAGAGCACAUCCCAGGCGCUGUGUAUCUGAACGUGAUGGAAGGAGCCGAACACAGUCACGUGUACCCACGGAAUCUCCCGACCCCCGAGGUGUUUCAGGCCAAUGUGCGGGCAGUGGGCGUGGCCUCUGACACCCAUGUGAUCUUGUACAGCCGUACGGACAAGCUUGGCUUCAUGGCGUCUGGUCGGGCUUGGUGGAUGUUUAAGUAUUUUGGACAUGAUAAGGUGUCUGUUCUGAACGGUGGCUGGCAGAAAUGGUGCUUGGACGGUCAUCCCAAAACCUCGGAGUUACCAUAUGUAAAGGAGGGUAAUUUCACCGCACAUGUGCAAAAGAAGUACCGGCGGGAAUAUGACGAGUUGAAGGUGUUAUCCGUCUCUCCGCCCGAUUCUUCAUCCGCACAGAUUAUCGACACCCGGCCGUCCGCAGCAUUUCUGGCAGGUCACCUUCCAGGAGCGAUCAACAUACCCGCCGAUUCACUGAUGGAUACCGGGAGAUCAGAAAUGAGGGACAAAGACAGUCUAAUAGCGCUGUACCGUCAGGCAGGGGUUGAUCUGGAGAAACCCGUGGUUUCACACUGUAACAGUGGGAUGUCCUCUUGUACCAUGGCUCUGGCGUUAAGUGAGUGUGGGUAUCAGCUCUGGGCUGUGUACAUGGGUGGUUACAAGGAAUGGCAGCACAAAAACACAACAGACGGCAACAAAGAGUGAUUGAAUAAAAUCUCUAUCAAGGAAAUGGAGCUUUUGGUCGGCGUGUGAUAACUGUGUGAUAACUGUGUGAUAACAGUUAUGCACGAAUUUGGAUGAAAGUUGGUGCAGAGAUUAGCCUUCGGCUAAGGAUUGUAUUACAGGAUAUUUUAAUGGUUACCUGCGUCUAGGAAUUAUUUAAACAAUUCUUCAUUAUUGCAUGUUAGGCAACAGACACUAUGCCAAGCAAUUUAUUGUCCCAUUGUUGGAUCUCGUCGUGCGUUUUUUUUUUUUUUGUUUUUAUUUGUACAUAUAAUUGUGGCGAAAGUAUUGCACUCAUGGGAAUGCAGAAAUUUGCACUCUGGAAUGCGAUAGAGGUUUUCACUCCUCGUUUGUCUUCUGGUUGUAGAUGUAGCAUUGAGUUGACCCUGAUUAAAAGCUGUACACGUUACCUAUCGUGACGUUCC